CCUGUCCGACCUUCCAUGCUCACAACACCUAUUCCUGCUAUAUCCAUUGAGGAUGACCUGGUACCGCGAUGGAACACAUAAUCGGACUUGAAGACGCGACCAUGGCAAGGCCGAGGCCUGCGCCUCGGGGCUUCAAAGGAAACCAGCUCAACGACGCUGUAAGAGGUGCAUUCCAAUCCAUCUUCUCCUCCGAAGCUGCAACUACUCGUAUCCUGGCAUAUCGACUUGAAUCCCCCAUCUCGUGCUGUUCAUUUCCUCAUUCCUUACUCCAGACCUCAUCACAACCUACCACUCCCUCAACAGUUGCACCAUAACCACGCUGGACGAGGAGCCUUCUCCGCUCGAGUUCAUGCGCCAUGUCUCCACCAAUCGCCCUUUCGUCAUUCGCCGAGGUGCCUCUCUCUGGCCUGCGUGCCAAAAGUGGUCUGCCAGCCACCUCAAAUCCAUCAUGGGGGAUGAGCCUGUCAAUGUCGCCAUAACGCCGCAUGGGAAUGCCGAUUCGGUACUCCAAAUCCCCCGAGAAGAUGGUGAGGAACCUCUAUCAUUGUUCGUGAAGCCCUACGAAACCAUGGAACCGUUCUCCGAGGUGCUUGAUACGAUCCGUACCCAGCAGAUCCUGAACGCCUCCCCCCGGCCCCCUUCUCCGGUCCGCUACCUGCAGACGCAAAAUGACAACCUCCGCAACGAAUACACAAAGCUCUUCUCGGAUCUGCCCUCGUCGGUCCCAUUCGCACGCAUCGCACUCCAGAAGCCUCCAGACGCCAUCAACUUCUGGCUCGGAAACUCGUAUUCCACGACAGCACUGCACAAGGACAACUACGAAAAUGUAUACGUCCAAGUACUUGGCAAGAAGCACUUCGUCUUGCUUCCCCCCGUAGAGGCGCCCUGUGUGAAUGAGAGAGCGAUACUGAGCGCAACCUAUCGACCGGUGCCUGAAGCUCUUAGCAGCACACCGGCCACAGGCGACCCAUCUCUUUCUGCAACCGUUGUACCACACAUUGAUGAACCUCUCACAUACACUCCAUUCUGCACCUGGGACCCCGACGUCCCUCACCGGAAUACGACUCCAUUUUCUUCGCUCUCGCAACCGAUCCGCGUCACUCUAGAGCCGGGCGACAUGUUGUACCUCCCGGCGCUGUGGUACCAUAAAGUGGGCCAGAGUUGUAACGAAGAGGGCAUCUGCUGUGCAGUGAAUUACUGGUACGAUCUUGAAUUCGGUGGUGGCUUUUGGAGCAUGGCUGCAUUCGUGAGGAGUGCAGGCUUAUUGGCCCUGCCCGAACAUAAUCAUAAUGGCGACACAAAGACAGAAGAACGCAAGGUACCAAGCCAAUGA
Westerdykella ornata is the source of this 1333-nucleotide messenger RNA. RefSeq names its product Clavaminate synthase-like protein. The record is from RefSeq and is a predicted model, not a curated record. The transcript is spliced from 3 exons. Gene Ontology annotation, molecular function: 2-oxoglutarate-dependent dioxygenase activity. Lineage: Eukaryota; Fungi; Ascomycota; Dothideomycetes; Pleosporales; Sporormiaceae. Bases 350 to 1333 code for a protein of 327 amino acids.